CCUUGUUGUGUUUGACGUCAUCAAAGCGCGCCACAGUUGAACGUAAAACAACCGCCCGCGACGGUUGAGUCUGCUACUUUUGUGUCUAUCAGAGUCUGUGAUUGGACGAGAGAGGUCACAUGGCAGGAUCUGCUGUCGCCAGCGGGCGAGACCGGCCUGCAUCCAAGACCAGCUUCAUCACUGAGAUACAGGGCAUGAUGUUUACUCUGGGAGACGUUCGUCGACCCCUGCAUGAGACAGCAGCCUUGGUGGAGGACAUUGUCCACACACAGCUCAUCACCAUGCUCCAUCAGGCCAGCGAGAGGGCCACGCUACGCGGGUCAAGGGUCAUCGCAGUGGAGGACAUCUUGUUCCUGAUGAGAAGAGACAAGAAAAAGAUGUCCCGGCUGCUGAAGUAUCUUCAGUUCAAAGAUUACAAAUCCAAACUUGUCAAGACGCUGGAGGACGAGGACACUCAGCAGGACUCAGGCGCCUUGGGCACUGUUGCCGGGGGUAACCAGCGGAGGCAGCGCCUGGCCCAGGACUACCUGAUGUGGCUGGACCACACGGGCGAGCUUCUGUCGCUGACCGAGAGAACGGAGAUGGACCCUGUCAAGCAGGAGAGACUGGAGCGUAUGGAGCGUCACAGUCGAGCAAUGGACCAGACGCAGUACUCUGAAUUCUGUGAGAGUCGACAGCUCAGCUUUGCCAAGAAAGCGCCCAAGUUUCGGGACUGGCUGGACUGCAGCAACCUGGAGCUGAAACCAAACAGCGUUGCCAUGGAGAUCAUGUCCUACCUGGCCUACGAGACUGUCGCCCAGAUCGUGGACUUGUCUCUGCUGGUGAAGCAGGAAAUGGUGGCAAAGACCAACCCCGUCAGUCAUGUGAUCUCCGUCAGUCACAUCAACUACGACACACACUCUGAGGUCAAGAAGGAAACAGACUCCCCUGAAGCCACGCCCCCCUCCACCCCAGGGUCCUCCAAGCCCCUCCUCCAAGGAAACGGCAGUGUGGACGGUCGAGCACGACAGAGGAAACGCAAGAAGAGCUGUCCUGCUACUGUGGAAAUUCCCACUGGAGCCAUCACACCCAGUCAUGUGCGAGAGGCCAUGAGAAGAUACAACUACAGACACAUGAGCGCCCAGAGGAGGAGUGGGAUGAUCUUCCUGGCCUGCUGAGUCUUUGAGACUUCUUCAGUCGUAGGUUGCUCAAAUAAACUUUAUUGAUCACUAACACACAAACGCUUUGACAUGACCUCCAUCACACGGAGGCGGGACUUGU
This is a messenger RNA of Nerophis lumbriciformis (worm pipefish), 1260 nucleotides long. RefSeq names its product SPT3 homolog, SAGA and STAGA complex component (gene supt3h). NCBI's taxonomy places the organism in Eukaryota, Metazoa, Chordata, Actinopteri, Syngnathiformes, Syngnathidae. Gene Ontology annotation, biological process: transcription by RNA polymerase II. Gene Ontology annotation, molecular function: protein heterodimerization activity; transcription coactivator activity. The record is from RefSeq and is a predicted model, not a curated record.